Messenger RNA from Penicillium egyptiacum, 837 nucleotides. The record is from the annotation of a GenBank genome assembly. NCBI's taxonomy places the organism in Eukaryota, Fungi, Ascomycota, Eurotiomycetes, Eurotiales, Aspergillaceae.
AUGACCGAAACCUUGAAAACUGACCAUCUAAUCUCCAUCUCCGAUGAUGCCGAACAAGUAACGGAUGACUGGUCUGGGUUGAGUGACCCGACCGAACGCCGUCGGCGACAGAACCGCAUAAACCAGAGGGCUUACCCGAUUGCCAUAAACCAAAGACGUCCACCUCAAGAGCCUAGUAACACCCCCUCGUUCGACCUCUACCGUCCAAUCACAAGACCGUUCUUCCCAAGACAAUCCGAAAGUCAACUUCUGUCGCAACCCGAACUCUUACAAAGUAUUCUGGCGACAUUCGCCAAGUCAGCGUAUGAAAGUUACGCACGGGGGGACCCGACCGCCGAUCAUCUUAUGACAUUAACUAAGGUUAACGUCUUUCGAGCAUUCGCCGAGAACUUGCGAUUAAUCGGUUGGUCGGAGUACCGGAUGGAUGACGGUGCUAUUUCACUUUUCAAUACACCCCUGCCACAAAAGCCACCUACCUCGGACGAUAACAGCCUCAUUCCGGCCAACCUGCAGCCAACUCGAAUUCAGAAAAAGAUAUGUCAUCACCCAUGGCUGGACUUCUUCCCUUUACCCAAGAUGUGCGAUAAUCUCAUCGAAGCCGGGGAUAACUGGGAUGACGAGGAGCUCUGUCACGAUAUCAUGGGUUUCUGGGGCGAGUCAAUGGUGGAUGCAGGGAUGCUAGUUUGGGGGGAGCCUUGGAACGUGCAGAACUGGGAGGUGACCGAGCCAUUCUUGAAGAAAUGGCAAUGGGUUGUUCGAGGGUGCCCCGAAUUGAUGGAUGCGACAAAUAGUUGGCGUGCUCGUCGAGGGGAGAGACUAAUAUUCCGCUAUAUCUGA